AUGUUCUUCCUGGGCGAGAAGGCAAAUCCCCUAAACGAGGAGCCCCUGCCUCGGGGCAAGCGCCACUGGCUCGGCGUGGUGGGCGCGUACACCUGCCCGUCGUUCAUCACCGUCUUCUCAGCGGGUCGUAGCGCCGUAACGAACCAGAUGAUCACGGUGGCCGGCUAUCGCUACUACGAAUGGGGAAUGUGUCGAGAAUGCGAUGCUGCUCGUCCCCUUCGCUCGGACCACUGUCAAUUCUGUGGUGGGUGCUGUCUGAUGCGGGACCAUCAUUGUGUCGUAAUCGGUUGCUGCAUCGGGCUUGGGACUACGCGCUACUUCAUCUGGAUGCUGUGGCAUCUCUUUGAGAUUUGCCUCGCCGCCACGGUCGUGGUCUUCGCAUUUCAUUGGGAACAGAUUUACGGGUGGCUUGUCUGGCCGAGCUUCUCGUGGCUGCGAAACCCGUUGUCCGAUUGCCAGGGCGCGUACACGGACUGUGUCCUGGACUAUUUGAACGGGAUCGUGCCGACCGUCUACUAUUUUGGCAUCGUGCUGGCGUUCGCCAUCGUCGGCGUGUGCGGCUCCAUCUCGUUGCUGGGCAUGCAGAUGUACCAAAUGCUCGUCGGUUGCCUCCUCCUCGAGCACACCUGGUCCAAAAAUGUCAUCAAGACGGAGAGGCGUGGAACGACUUUUGCCCAGCGCUUCCGCUUCGUGAUGGGCUCUAAAUGGUGGCUGAACUUUCUGUUCCCCUGCAUCUGGACCGAGAUCGAGUGGACCGACAGCUUCAAGAACUCCAUCCUGCUCUCCCCGUUGCUCGAGCCGCCUGAGAAGAAAGAAGAA
Mesorhabditis spiculigera is the source of this 819-nucleotide messenger RNA. The record is from the annotation of a GenBank genome assembly. Lineage: Eukaryota; Metazoa; Nematoda; Chromadorea; Rhabditida; Rhabditidae.